Bufo bufo (common toad) is the source of this 2184-nucleotide messenger RNA. RefSeq names its product ring finger protein 149 (gene RNF149). Lineage: Eukaryota; Metazoa; Chordata; Amphibia; Anura; Bufonidae. The record is from RefSeq and is a predicted model, not a curated record. The transcript has 7 exons. The coding region runs from base 172 to 1365 and encodes 397 amino acids.
CACCGGGGUGAGGGAAGCAGCAGGAGGAGGAGGAGGAGGAGGGCGGCUUGUACCUGUGCGAGCAUAACACUCACAGCUUGGACCGGCGGAGGCUGCGGGCAGUCAGUGCUAGAGGACGAGCAAGGUGCCCGGAGUACAAGGGGUCAAUGCCCGCUGCCAGGUGCUGAGAGGAUGCGGAGCUGGCUGUGCGCGCUCUCCCUGCUGUGCGCCCUGCACCCCGGCUCCUCCAGCCGCUCUCUGGAGUGGUUCACCGCACUGGUGCGCACGGAGUACACGGAGCCCCUCAGCAACACCACGGUGCUGGGCGCCGCCGAGAGCGGCCGCUAUGGGGACAGCUCCCCCAAGGAGAGCGUCCAGGGCUUGGUGGGCUUCCCCCGGGAUCCGGGGCAGCUGGAGGGCUGUCACCCCGACGUCCAGUACGCGGUGCCCGGCAUGUCCGCCAGGGCCACGGAGGAGGGCGAGCCAUGGAUAGCUCUGGUGGCUCGGGGAGGCUGCACCUUCAAAGACAAAGUGGUGAACGCAGCCCGCAGGAGGGCAUCGGCCGUGGUCAUCUACAACGAGGCCAAACACGGCAACGGCACCUCCCCUAUGGCACACAUAGGGACUGGUAACACUGUGUUAAUAAUGGUUGGGUACCCAAAAGGAAUGGAUAUCAUGGAGCUUCUGAGGAGAAACAUACCAGUAAAGAUGAUCAUCACUGUGGGAACCAGACAUGUUCAGGAAUUCAUCAGUGGUCAGUCAGUGGUGUUUGUGGCCAUUGCCUUCAUCACAAUGAUGAUUAUAUCUCUGGCCUGGUUAAUAUUCUACUAUAUCCAACGCUUCCUAUAUACCGGAGCUCAGUAUGGAAAUCAGGGAAAUCGGAAAGAAACUAAAAAAGCCAUCAGCCAACUUCAGCUGCACAGAGUAAAGAGAGGAGAGAAGGGUAUCGACAUUGAAGCCGAAAACUGCGCGGUGUGCAUAGAGAGCUACAAACCCAAAGAUGUUGUUCGCAUCCUCCCAUGCAAACAUAUCUUCCAUCGACUGUGUAUAGACCCAUGGUUGCUCGAGCACAGGACAUGUCCCAUGUGUAAGCUGGAUGUUAUUAAAGCUCUUGGAUUCUGGGUGGAGCCUGAAGAGACGCUUGAAAUCCCUGUGCCUGAGUCCAUCGCUGGCAGCAGCCUUUCUGUUGGGACCUUAAGUUUUGCCCAAGAGGAGAACAGAAGUGAAAUAAACUACCUGCCUACAUCUUCAACAGGAGACACUUUACAGCAGUGUAACAGUGCCAAGGAAGACGCAGGGGAGACCACUGCACUGCUAGAUGAUCCUGGCAGUGAGGAUGUAUCCGGGGAACAAGCACAGAAUUCUGGAAUUCCUACUGCCCUCUAACCUUCCUGAUUAAGGCCCUUCAGACUGUGCUAGACAUUUUACGGGUUUUAUAAGCCAUGAAGUGACAUUUGGUUUAAUGAGAAGAAUCUGAGGCUUGUAACAGCCGGAUACUUAUAUUAUUAUUCUAUUUAAUUUAACACACAAGCCCUUUCUUCAAGCACAUACACUUGGUAUGUGUUACAUGUUUGUCUAUGAUCUGCAUAAGAGAGCAGAAGCAAAGACCGGUGACACUUUCACCCUUCAUGUCCAGCUACGGAUUAUGUGCAUUCCUUGAGGCGAAAGAAUGCCUAAACUUUGUGGACUAGAUUGUACCUGUGAUGUGCUAGUCCGCCCCCCCCCCCUUCCUGUAUACCUGGACUCCAUGAAAACAAAGCACUUAUUAAAGGAGGCUGCCUGGUACUAAACCCGUUGUCUUGAUACCCGUGUAAGUGAUGUCUGAUUCUGGAAAUCCGGCUCAGGAAUUCUGUAUACACAGCAGUCAUGAACAAAUCCUGUUGUACUUGGUCCACCUCAGGAAUCAGGACACCUUCAGUGAUCAUCAAGUUCAGUUCUGUUGAAUCCGGCUCAUGGAUCCAGGCACCUGCAAUGUUGAAUACGUUCCGUUUUGGAUCCAGCUCAGGAAUUUGUGUGGUUGUGGUGAUGAAUAGAUUCUAUUGUUCUGGAUUGAAAAUGCAAGAGUUCACAAUUUUAGGUGGAUACGCUCAUCAGACUCUGUUAACGGUUUACUCCCUAUUUAGUUUGACCAAAGGCUGCUGAAUAAUUUCGAUUUUCUUUUUGUUUACAUUUAGGACUAAAACAUAACAAUUACUACUUAAUGUA